AUGACAAAUGUACAGCCUACUGCAAUAUUCUUUCCGGCUCCAACGUCGAGAUACUGGACGCGGAGCAAGGCGAUGAACUUUUUGAAAGUCAGCUACGAUGUCCAGGCCGAAAUUCUGCAGUAUCUCUUGCCUCAAGAACUCGCCAGUUGCUCUGCCACCUCCAAAAGAAUGCAUCGACUAUGCGUCCCCUUCCUUGCAUCUGGCGUUAUUAUUAAAGGAGAAGACGCGCUUUCUUUCGCGAACCAAACCCUGGCCUUCUGCCGCUGGAUACAGACUAAGAAGUCGUCAGAGGGCACUGUCGACCGGUGCACUUACCUGCGGAGUCUGGCGCUGUAUAACCUUCGAGAGGUCUGGCUGCAGAAUCAACCCCCGGACGAGUCGCUCAAAGCUGCGUUGUCUAUGCUCACUGAGGUCUUGGCUAAAGCUACCAACCUGCGCCAUUUCUCAGUCUCCGGCUUUGACAUCUUGCUAGCGACUUGCCCCAGGAUUAAAGAUAUCCUAUCGCACUCUUGUGGGUCCCUUACGUCCAUCUGUAUUGGAGAAACAGGUCCAGGGCCGGCAAUUCUACGAGUCUUAUGGAAGCUCAAAGGCGUUCCUGGCAUCCACCUGCGAGCCACCUCGGGAACUCGUGAACAGAUAUCUUUUAUGGAGUGGCUCAGGGAAAAGAAACUGAUAAUACCGUCCAUGGAAGCUGGCAUAAGGAAAUCUAAGGUCAAGACGUGUUUUCCCAGAACGCAAGAGCUGAUACUGGAAGGUAUUGCAAUACCGGCUGCUUUGCUAUCGUACCUCUUCCCCAAUAUACGACUUCUGAUUUGGAUGGAGGGAUAUUCUAUUCUAAUGCCUUGCCAAUGGAGCGGUCCUCGCGCUGCCCUAAAAUGGGAUUCUUUGGACCGCCUUAUGAGCGACUUCCUCACUGUAGCUCACCGAGGAGUCUUCUGUCCUGUUCGGCGAUUGGAUUUAUGCUUUCCUCGAAUUAAUGGUUCUAUUUUCAAAGUGCCUGUCGAGAAGUUCGAGGAAUACCUCCUGGAGACACUGCAGCGCACAUCCCCAGUUGCCCUAUCCGUAUGCCUCCACACACAGGCAAGUAACGGGUUCUAUGAACGGGUGGCUCGGGCAUGCCCUAGGCUUAAGUUCCUCGAAAUAUGUCUAGCGCCCAACUCAAAGUUUCUCACUCCUCCGAGCGGCCAGGUCUUCCCUGAAGUGUCUGCAGCCGACGUAUUGCCCGCUUUAUGCAAAGGUCUAGCGUCGGUGCAAAUUGCGUACAUGAGCGUGCUCUUCUUCUCGAGAGACUUCAUCACGAAAGAUAUGGCCGCGAGCAUAACUACGGGUAUCCGGUCGCUACAAUUUCUGGAAGUGAUGAAUUUCCAGGAAUCGAUGGAUCUCAGGCUGGAAAAGAGGUUGGUCUGGUACGAGGUAAAGAGCGUUGCGGGAGGGGAACGCUGUGUAAUGGAAGUGGAUGAGAAUCGUGGCAAAGCCUGGCGAGAGUACUGGCAGAAUCAGUAG
Gloeophyllum trabeum ATCC 11539 is the source of this 1503-nucleotide messenger RNA. RefSeq lists its product as uncharacterized. The record is from RefSeq and is a predicted model, not a curated record. The transcript is spliced from 2 exons. Bases 1 to 1503 code for a protein of 500 amino acids. Gene Ontology annotation, molecular function: protein binding. NCBI's taxonomy places the organism in Eukaryota, Fungi, Basidiomycota, Agaricomycetes, Gloeophyllales, Gloeophyllaceae.